AUGGGGCUGGACCAAGGUGGUGGCCACUGUAAGAAUUACUUCUGCGGAGUGCAUGAGUCCCCACCCUUUCAGGAACGACUCCUUGCCAGCUCCCUGGCUGUGGCCACUUCCCAGAUGCUCAUCGACCCCAUGGAGGUGCUGAAGACACGGCUGACCCUGUGCCGGACUGGCCAGUACAAGGGGCUGCUGGACUGCGCCAGGCAUAUCGUGGAGCAGAAGGGCACCCGCAUCCUUUACCGCGGCUACCUGAUGCUUGGCAUCAUUCCCUACGCCUGCACCGACCUGGCUGUCUACUAGAUGCUCAGGUGCCUCUGGCUGAAAUCAGGCAGGGACAUGGAGGACCCCAGUGGCCUGGUCAGUCUGUCGUCUGUGACACUGUCCACAACCUAUGGCCAGAUGGCCAGUUACCCACUGACUUCGGUGCGCACCAGGAUGCAAGCCCAAGACACCGUGGAGGGUUCGAACCUCACCAUGCACGGAGUCUUCCAGCGGAUCCUGGCCCAGCAGGGCUGCCCGGGGCUGUACCGAGGCAUGACCGCCACGUCACUGAAGGUGUUGCCAGCAGGUGGCAUCAGUUACGUGGUGUACGAAGCCAUGAAGAAGACCCUGGGCAUUUAA
This is a messenger RNA of Lipotes vexillifer (Yangtze River dolphin), 618 nucleotides long. It is a transcript of the gene SLC25A41, whose product is annotated as solute carrier family 25 member 41. Lineage: Eukaryota; Metazoa; Chordata; Mammalia; Artiodactyla; Lipotidae. The record is from RefSeq and is a predicted model, not a curated record. The transcript is spliced from 5 exons.